Molecule: messenger RNA, 3927 nt
Organism: Micropterus salmoides (largemouth bass)
Lineage: Eukaryota; Metazoa; Chordata; Actinopteri; Centrarchiformes; Centrarchidae
Product: cdc42 effector protein 1-like
Source: RefSeq, a predicted model, not a curated record
UCUGCUCCAGUCCACUUGUCAGCAGCAGAGCCGCUGCACGGUUGCGCUGCACUGAUGCAAAGUUCAUGUCCAAGCGGAAACAUACGGUGCGGACCGCAAACCACGGAAGAUGUAGAUGUGGUGAAGUUGUCUCUUUGCUAAUUGACUGCGCUCUGACUUUAUUUUAAGCUGGCCUUAAAUGAACUGAAUGAAAACACAGAAGCCCCCCUUCCUGGCACCCAUUGAAGAACUAAGUGGAUUGAAGAAGGCAGAGAGCAAGUGAGGGAGUCAGGGUGGGAGGAAAGACAGAAGGGAUUAGGAGCUAAUCCAGUGCACGGACAAUCCUGCAGGAGCCUUAUCUUCCUUUCAGGAUGAUGCACAAAAAACAGUUGCUGGAUUACGGGACCUUACUUAAUUGCCCUUUUCAAGAAAGCAUCAUCCUCCUUUUUCCUUUGCUCUGGUAACCUCUUAUAGGUCUGUGUCUUGGGUGCAGAGGGACCAGGAUACAGAGGUCAAAGAAGCGGGGCGUCAGGCCUGGUGACAGGAUGUCCAUGGUCAGUGUGGUGCCACACAUGGAUAAACCUCUUUAGUGGGAGACGGUGCAUAGCAGUGGACCCCCCGUCCUCUCUGCUUGGACUUUGAGGAAGACAUGUGCAGAACAACUUAUUGAAUGAGACACAGAAGAUCCUCUCAGAAGCUGGCGUCUGUUGAACACACGCAUAAAGGACUCACUGCCAUGGACCCUAAACUGGAAUUUAAACUUGACUGACAUGUAAUCAGAGCACAGACAGCCUCAUUCGAGUUAAAGGGAAAUUACACAACUUUUUGGUCACUAUGAGUCUGGGAAAACUGCCAGGGAUUAAAGGCCUUGUGUCUGGCUCUCAGGGGAAACGUCGUUUCAAGAGCGAGCUCUCCGUGGACAUGAUCAGCCCUCCGCUGGGUGACUUCCGUCACACUAUGCAUGUUGGUCGUGGCGGGGACGUGUUUGGUGACACUUCCUUCCUUAGUAACUACGGGGGCAUCAGGGAGCCAGGAAGUCCAGACUCAGCAAACAGCUCGAAGACAACUGGGUUCUUCACACGUACCUUUCGGCAUGUGCGCAAGAACUCUGGGGCGCGGCCGCGAGGGGGCUCCCGUGACUUGUCCCCACCACCAGACAUCUCACCCAUAAUCAAGAACGCCAUCUCUCUGCCCCAGCUGAACAUGGACUCCCCCAAUGGGUGCAGACAGAGGGUGCUGUUUCCCAGCUCCAUCAGCUCAACAGAUGACGCCUUCUGCACAUAUGGUCUGCAAUCUGGGUUUGUCACGCUGCCCCGCCUCUCUCGCCUUGACAAACAGUUCCAAGAUGUAGACGUCCGGAAAGGGUGUAUACCAGACAGCGGUGGCAUCACACUGACACGCUCAGAGUCCCUCACUUCGUUCACUGUAGACCUCGGCCCUUCCCUUAUGACUGAGGUACUGAGCUUGAUUGACAACCCCAGCUGCCUUCAGAUGUCCAGCCAGGCAGCAGGUGAUAAAGAGGAAGGCGAGGAAGAGGAAGAAGAGGAUGACGGCUCUCUAACAGAGACGCCUGUGCAGAGCCCUGGGCUGAAUUCACCCAACCCAUCCAUGGGGAGCGGGUCAUUCAGCAGGAAGAUGGACAACAGGGGGCACUCUUGUAGCUCUGACUGGACAGAAAAGGAGGAGGAGCGGUCCUGGAAGACACCAGAUGUGUGCUCUGGGUCUCCUCAGAGAGUGGAGCCUGCCAUGGAGGCAGAAAGGUUCCAGAAAGCAGCUGACGUGCUGUCUCGUCAUUAUGGCGGAGGGUCCUUUACAAAGGGAACGAGGAUGAGCAGCGACACCACCUCUCCUGCUUUCUCCCACAGCAGCAAAACAUCAUAUGCCUUUUCUGAAGAGGAAGAAGAGAUCAAAGUCUAGAUGUUGAAACUCUUAAUGAAAGAGAGCACAAACUUCAUUGAUACAAUAAAAUCAUUCAAAUCUACCAGUGACUGAAUUCUGGGUUCAUUUCAGGUCAGAGAGGCUGAAAAAUAUGUACUAUUCUGUUGUUCCUCCAUUGAAACAUUCUUACUCUUCUCACAUGCAUCUAUAUAUCGUCAUUGGGUGUCAUUGAUCAGCUACCAGAUCCUGGUCUUUUUUGCAGGAUAGAUAGAUGACGCUGAACUUGACCCUGGACGUUCCCCUCAAUCUGCACUACGUUGCUGCCGUUAUUUUAUCCAGAUUGUUUAAACCAUUCUGAAGCUCUAAGUCACUGAAUGAGACUUGUCAGGACAAAGUAUUAAUAAUGACUUUUCUUGUCAGUCAGUAACAAAGAUUUUGUAUGUCCACCUGCAUUAAUUAUAUUCAUAGCAGUUGCCUAAAUAUACUGGAGAACAAUGAACAACUUCUAUUUUAUUUUUAUAUUUUUUCACGCUGUACAUAAUCACUCACUACAUAAUCAUGAUGUUAAACAGCAAAAUGUAUUUUACAUAAAUAAAGCCAUUCAGGUUCAUAGGUCUGAGGCGUCAAGCUGAACCUGAAAUUAGAGGUUUUGUAACAAUUGUGUUAAAACCUCUGCACAUAAAUCAUUUACAAAGCUUUCUGUAAACCCCUAAUCUAAAUUGAAAACUGUUCAUUAUGUACUGAUGUGUGGCAUAUUAUUAGUACUUUUGCUAACCUGUUACAAAGAAAAUGGAAAUGUAUAAAUUAAACCUUUGGUAAAUGGCUACAUUUAUAUAGAGCUUUUAUCCAAAGCUCUCUACCCACUGGGCCACAGACUAACAAACAAACAAACAUUCCCUUUUAUGAAAUGUAUCAUAAUUUCCAUAACUGCACAUGUUCAACUAUUCAAACUGAAAAUGUUAACAUCUAAUAAUUCGGGCACUACCAAACAAAACUUUCCCUUCAGCACAACAUACCUCAGAACACAGUAGCAUUAACUCUUCUGUUUCAUUACCCUGAGAAUCCUCACAAUGUCAGACCCACUCUAAAUGUUUGGUAUGAACUCUUUUGUUUUGGAAUUUUCUACACCAUGCCAGCGUAAUUUCUGUUCAUUGCUCAAGGUAUCUGUCUUCAGCUUCUUUCCUGUGGAGUAGAAAGAGGGCAAUCUCACAUUCUUCCCUCUCCUGAACUCACAUAAGACCUUGCUGUGGAUUGUCAGCUUUUUUAAAUUUUUGAAUUGAAUUGAAAUCUUUAUUUCAAACAUGCAAGGGAAAGUAUAUAAAAAAAUGAAAUAAAAUAAUGUUUAAAAACAUAGGAGAAAAAAACAACAGCAAACAAAGUAGCUUACCCUUCUUUCCUGUGUUAGCAGGAAGAAGUAAAACGUAUGUAUUCCUACCCCUUUAAUUCUUACAUUCCUUCAAUUUACAAUAUUUAUAUUUAUUAUUAUGUUGUUAUAUACAUCCAUAUGUAUAUUUAUACAUAAAUACAUACAUACAUACAUACAUAUAUAUAUGUAUAUACAUUCACAUAUACAUACAUACAUAUAUAUACACAUACACACACAUAUUUUAUUAUAUACACAAUAUUAAAGUGACCACUGACAAGUAUUUAUUUAUCUAUCCUCGAUUACGUACUUAUUCAAACAGCAAAAAAUACAACAAAAAAACAAAACAAAACAAACAAACAAACAAACAAACAAAAGACAAAAAACAUAAACAAAGGAGCACUCCUACUUUUGCUACACUGCCUCUUGAUACCUCCUGAAAACAAUUUCUUUGUACUUUUUUGAAAAGGGAAAUGUUUGGCCAUUGCUUUAGGUUCUCAUGUAGUUUGUUCCACAAUUUAACUCAGCACUCAGCACUUAAAUUGAUAAACAUAAUCUGUUAGUCUUAAAAUUUCUCCUUCCCCUUAAAUCGUACCCUCCCUCCCACUCAGAGAACAUAUUUUGUAUAUUCCCAGGCAAUAGGCUAUUUCUUGCUUUGGACUUCACAUCAAAACAAUAAUAAAAGAUGUAGUUUGAUGACAUAUGAA